This is a messenger RNA of Amphibalanus amphitrite, 3412 nucleotides long. RefSeq lists its product as uncharacterized. Bases 1042 to 3288 code for a protein of 748 amino acids. The record is from RefSeq and is a predicted model, not a curated record. Gene Ontology annotation, biological process: proteolysis. Lineage: Eukaryota; Metazoa; Arthropoda; Thecostraca; Balanomorpha; Balanidae. The transcript is spliced from 2 exons. Gene Ontology annotation, molecular function: serine-type endopeptidase activity; protein binding.
AAGUGCAUGUCAUCUCUAUGUAUAUAAGAUCUCUAUGGUAUAAGUAGUAUAAGUAGUAUAAGUAUAAGUAGUAUAUAUAGUAUAAGUAGUAUAAGUAGUAUAUAAAGUAUUUUUUUAUAACAUAUUUUCAUAAUUUCUUUUGAGCCGAAAGUUGGUGACUCCAUGGAAGUCGACCUGAGUCCCUGGACCCUGGCCCUCAAUUGCAAUACCCCAGCACUCUCCAGCCCCGUGGACGCAGAUUGUUCGUUCUUCGUAGGUCGAAUUUCGAAAUGCGUAUAACUUAAGACGGAAAAAGCUUGAACCGUUCACGUUGUGAAAUAUGUGCUGCGCAGCUCCGAACAGUGCAGGCGCGGGAACUACUUUCAGACUGGGAGGGGGGGGGGGCACACUAUAAAAAGAUCAACCAAGGGUACCCCAAUUCUAGUUUUUCUCACUGGUUGUAGGCCACUGAUGUACUUUUCAUCCCUUGGCUUUUUCAAUAAAAAAUAAAACAUUUACAAAAAAGUGCGAUAUUGUGUCUCAAAGUUGUGGGGGUACCUACCGCCCCUGCACAGCCCCAGAAAUCGGGGGGGGGGGCAAGCUGCCCCACUGCCCCCCCCCCCCCCGGUUCCCGCGCCUAUGGCUCCAAACAUCAAUCAGCCCAAAGCGGAGGCAUGCGGAAGAUACAGGGUUGCACAAUCGCCUGCAGUGAAGUGUGAAUCAUUAUCUAAAGCCGCUUAUUCUGAGCUGGCCCAGUGAAGAAGGGAACGGGGAUUCACCCCAUCACCCCAUUCCCCAUCAUCUGCAUCGCUCAGGCUCGCCAGGGAAGUCCCUGAUCGCGGCUUGCUCCUGGUGUGCAACUGCACACACCUGCGCUACCGACCAGUACUUGCACCGCUUCAGCCGGUUGCAAGUGCUCAUUCAUAUUCCUAAUGCACCCGCUCCGGUCCGCUGAACAGGGGCCGCAGUGUGCUCUGGACGCGCCGCGGUGUCGGUAGAACGCGCGUCAGAGCGGUUAGGCGUCGGUGCAGCGAUUGGGGAACUUACUUCAACGUUGUAGAUAUGGCGGUGGGUACCUCGCAGUGGUGGACAAUGGUCGUUUUUACCUCGAGCAUGGUAGUCAGUUGUGGCGCAAUCAGCAUUGGUGUGACGAACUCUUCAGAUUGCCACCCUCCGGAGUUAUCCCGCGCCGAUCUGCUCCAUUGGCUGAGGCAGCACCACCAAUCCUCCAGCCAGUCUGGGACGAACGGGACUCGCAGUGAGUCACAGCACCUCCCCGCUGGCGGCACAGGCUGCUCGCCGGCCACCCUGUGCGACCCGGCCGAUCCCCUGGACGACUGCUACCAUCCUCGGGACGCCUGCGACGGCAUGGCAGACUGCAUCUCCGGCCGGGAUGAGCUGCACUGCGACUCCAGUCUCUGUCCGUUCCGACGCGCUGGCGCCAUCUCUGUGAGCGUCAGUGGAAGCGAGGAGCUCGUUUGGGAUGACGUGAACCUGCGCGGCUGUGCCCGAUUCUGUACUGAAGCGCCGGCAGGGUGUGUGGCGUUCGGCUACAGCGCGGCUGGGAGGCGCUGCCGCGUGUUCCGCAGUGUAAGCGGUCUCGAGGACGCUCCGGGAUGGGUGCUCUACGUCAGGCAGCAGCCGUCUGAGCUGAGCUCGGAGAUGGCUCUGGAAACGCUGUCUGCAGACGGUGCAGGACAGGUGACGUCACCUAGGAGCGCAAACACGGGAGCGACGGCCUCUGGAAGCGCAAACACGGGAGUGGCGUCAUCUGAUAAUCCGGAGAAAAGGCCGACGGCUGCAAGCGGGCGAAGAGAGUUCGCCCAGGUCGUGGCGCUGUCACAGAGCGAUGGAGAACUCAGAGCAAGGCACCGAGCGACCAGAGCCGCCGCCUGCGAGAAUGACAUGUUUGAGUGUCGGACGUUGGGGCCAUCGGAAUGCGUGCCUUACAGCUACGUGUGCAACGGCAAAGAAGAGUGUACCUACGGCUUGGACGAGCCACUGUGCGACAACGUCUUCGCGACUUUUGCUCGCAUUCAGGGAUACUCCAUUGUCUCUUCCAUGCAACUGUCCGGGAUCAGCAAGCACGGAUGUGCAGUUUACUGCGACAGGCACGAGUACGAAUUUCCCAAGUGUGACUCGUUUUCGUAUAACCAAGCGCAGCAGCUGUGUACUGUGGGCUGCGCUUCGUGCGCCGACGCUCCUCGCAUUGUGCGUGACACCAGCGCUGACUAUUACAGGCUUCUUCCUGUGAUCGUCAGAUUAGGGGUGAGGUCGCGAGAAAGUUUCAUAAGUUCCUUGGGUAUCGGAAAUGAAGAACCCGCUCAGAGCCAACCAGACAGCAGUGUCAGCUCUGGACUGAACACUCCUCUGGGCUCGCCAGUCACCAGCUUCACCACAGAGCCGACUGCGAGCGCCGCGACCCCAGUCCGUCCGGGAGCCAGCCCCUCGUCCCUGCUGCCCGCUGACUGCGGGCGCAGACCACUCGACGCCAACCCUGUCUUCGACACGCGCACACGCGUUCUGUCAGCCGGCAGCAGCUCCAGGCGCGUGGUGGGCGGCAAGGUGGUGACCUACGGCACCUACCCGUGGCAGGCGCAGAUCCAGGUCUACAGCAACGCCGGCCACUUUGAGCACCACUGCGGCGGCGUUCUGAUCAGCGAGCGGCUCGUGCUGACGGCGGCGCACUGUCUGCGACCAGCGCUCACUCGACUGCAGGUCAAACUCGGCCAGCACGACCGGCGCGACGCCAGCGAGCAAUUCGAGCAGACGUUCGCCGUGGAGAACGCGCUCAGUCACCCGGGCUACGGAGCGGACCCGGCGCGCGGCGACGCCGACGACAUCGCGGUGCUGAAGCUGCGCCUGCGCCACGGCCGGCCGGUGGUGUUCAGCUCGCACGUGCAGCCGCUGUGUCUGCCGCGCGGGCCGUCGCCGGUCGGCCAAGAGUGCCACAUCUCCGGCUGGGGUAAGACGGACGCGCGUCUGCCGGACGCGGCCAGCUCGGCAGCCGACAUCCUGCACGGAGCCAGCGUUCCGAUCGUAUCGGACAGCGUGUGCGCCGCGCCGGAGCUGUACGGGUCGCGGUUCGUGGCAGAGCGGAUGGUGUGCGCCGGUCACCUGGCCGGCGGCGCCGACACGUGCCAGGGCGACUCGGGCGGCCCGCUGGCCUGCCCGGGCGCCGACGGACGCUGGCAGCUCUCUGGUAUAGUCUCUUUCGGUGUCGGCUGCGGCGACCUGCUGAAGCCGGGGGUGUACACUAGGGUCAGCUACUACGUGCCCUGGAUCGAGAGGGUUGUCCAGCUGCUCUGAAUAGGAUUGCGUCGUUGACUUGCGAUGUGUGUCGGUAUGCCUACUUGUACUUGCAUGUAACGUACGAGUAUGAAAUGCUGAUUGCUGUUCGGCUAUUUAAUGAAUACACCGUUCCUCCAAGAAA